Messenger RNA from Serpula lacrymans var. lacrymans S7.9, 2199 nucleotides. RefSeq lists its product as uncharacterized. The record is from RefSeq and is a predicted model, not a curated record. The transcript is spliced from 6 exons. Lineage: Eukaryota; Fungi; Basidiomycota; Agaricomycetes; Boletales; Serpulaceae. The coding region runs from base 1 to 2199 and encodes 732 amino acids.
AUGACCCACCCGACUACUUGCGCAAAAAAUGCUAGCCAACAUCCUGGCAAAGUUUUGCUGGAACUGCAAUGCAAAAGGUGUACAAAGGCUGAGAUCACAGCAGCAAAGAAGAAAGAAGAACUUACAUUGGAGCAAGUUGAACAAGGGGUGCGAGCAGGACUUGCAGCGGUGGCAGCAAUUGAAGAUAAGCAGGUGCUUGAGGAUGGGGAGGCUUCAUUGACAAUGCCCCCACCCUCUCAGUGCCGCUUAGUUCAUCGCAUGAGUAGCAUGAGGACUGUACCUGAUAGCGAGGAAGAGAGAGGAAAAUCAGUUACAGCCAGUGAGGAUGGAGAUGCUGUAGCAGACCUCUAUGAUGAUGAACCAUCCCAGCGUCAAGGAGUCAUUGAGCCACAGGGACCGAACUACGUUGAUAUCAAAUCUUCGUGGGUUCCAAAUUAUGACUACCUUGAGUCAUCUCAGCCUCAGCACUAUGGGCCAUUUGAGCUUCAGGAAAACGAGAUGGAGCUCAGGUCGACACCAGAUGAACAAUCCCAGGCUGCAGGUUCUGACUCAGAUCAUGCAGGUUUAGAACUUAUGGAUGAAAGAGAAACCGCCUUACCUUGCACCCAAAGAAGCAAGGUGAUUGAAAUUGAUUCCAGCAACAAGGAAGGAAAGUGUCAAAGAAAAAAGUUGAAGGUAACUAUGAGUGGGAGAACAGCUGUUACAGCGUUGCGAAAGCAGCCAGCUGCACCAGCUGCUCAAAGCAACAUGGAGGUUGCGGCUAUGAAACCAGUGGCGGCUCAAGUUGGUGGCCAAAAGCCAUGUGCAAAAGUCAGUUUCUUCCUGAAGCUUAUCACCGCAAUCACUGAUCACUAUUACCACCGCAACAACAACAUGCUCUACCUCACUGAAACCACACUGCUCUUCUACCGGAACUUAAGGCCUACAAAAUCCAUAGAGCCACCAAAUUCCAAGCUCUCUGGCAUCAAAUCAUGGUGUUCAAAGGUCAUUAUGUUGGAAAAGGAGUCUAAAAAAGGCCUACACGGCACCUCAAGUCUCAGUGAAAAAGGCUCUUCUGCGUCAAGCUUCUUCAAUAAAACAACACGUAGUUCCUGUACCUCGGUGCCAGUGUCUGUGCAAAAAGGCCCCAUUUCCAGAGACACACAGGAUACAGAGGCAGCUUUGCAGUACCAAAUGGGAGGUCUAGAGGACAAACUUGAGACAGACAAAAGAGAUCAUGCAUUAGCAGGGAAAAAACGCGGAUUAAGCUCAGUUUCUUCUGUGAAAAUUGAGAAGACAACCGAUGUUUUCCCUGUAAAGCGUGCAAAGACCGAAACUAUAGCAAAGACUAGGAAUGCCAAUUUACCUGAAGGCUGUCUUGAAGGUGGCCGCUGGCACAGCGUGUUUGUACCCACAUAUGAAAAAUGGGCAGCAUCUCAGAAAAAUCCGUGGAGCAUUGAGGACUCAAAGGCCAUUCCAGCCAUGCAAGCCAUCUGGGAUGUCAUCUUCCCGGACAUUCCAUACACAAUUACCCCCAAUGGCCCCGUAUAUCGUAUACUUGGCCAACGGGUUUCUGAAUGGCGUGGUAGCUUUGGUUCAGCAGCUGCUGUAAUUGUUGAGCACUUCUUUGCAUCUGACCCUGAUUCUAUGACACAUACAUCAACCGCCAAUUAUGUAGGGGACAGCGCUUCAGAACACCAAGAAUUGUUUCGCUCAACAUUCAUCUUACAGAUGUUUGCAUCACACCUUAAUUCUAUAUCCGGUGCUGUGGAGGUCAAAGCAUUGAGAGCAGCUGGUGUUCCAGUGAAUUCAUCUGACGUUCAGAAGUUCCCUCCUGUAGGGGCUCUGGCCUUGUCUGCUGCCGCUGUCGAGCAUAUUUUCACAAUGUGGGCAAAAAAACAAAUCAUGUGGGAUGAAAACUCAGAGGGCGGUAAUGGUACCGCAAAUGAGGGGAAGGCAUCUUCGAAGGUGCUUAUAAAGCCCAUCCCCAAGCUGAAUAAAUCAACCGGGAAGGAGACCGCUAGUCAUGCGUUAUUCUCUGAUACUAACUGGGGACAAGUGACCCGCUAUUAUUGCUUGUCCAUUCAGAAACUCAAACAGGACUCUAUUGAAGACAUUGUACAAAAAGCCAAAGUGUUUGCGAGGAUUCCUAAAAGUGCAGUGUCCUCUUCUGUGGACAAUGACUCUGAAGAUCCUUGUGCUUGCCUUGUUGAUGUCUAA